Messenger RNA from Drosophila eugracilis, 8113 nucleotides. It is a transcript of the gene spg, whose product is annotated as dedicator of cytokinesis protein 3. The record is from RefSeq and is a predicted model, not a curated record. Gene Ontology annotation, cellular component: plasma membrane; cytoplasm. The transcript has 13 exons. Gene Ontology annotation, biological process: small GTPase-mediated signal transduction. Lineage: Eukaryota; Metazoa; Arthropoda; Insecta; Diptera; Drosophilidae. The coding region runs from base 701 to 6718 and encodes 2005 amino acids. Gene Ontology annotation, molecular function: guanyl-nucleotide exchange factor activity; small GTPase binding.
ACGAAUAUUGUUGUUGGAGCGCCCGGGAAGCUCCGCUGAUUUAGCCCACGAAAACGCGAAAAAAUAAUAAAACGCAAAAACUAAACAAAACAAAACGUCGCGAAUGCAGUAGCUAACAACAACAAUAAGCGAAGCCAAAAGUCAAGUAACAAAAAUUGCAGAGUGAAAAAUCCUAUUUGAAGUGCAGCUCAGGAGUCAGAAAUUCGUAUUGAUUUUCUUGUUUGUGUGUGCGCGGGUCCGUGAAAAACGCAACAAAAGCAAAAGCAACCACUUCCAGACUUCCCAAUCAGCCACUUCCUUUUCUUCCACCUAGCGGUAAUCAUUGCCAAUUGGAACCGCGAUCUCUGCUUUCCAGCGACCCCAACAACAAUGUAGACAAGUGCAAGUGUUGUUGCAUGUAGUUGUAGUUAUUAAACAAGAUAGGCAAGGAAAUAAAAAUAGGGAGAGAGAGAAAGAGAUAGAUAUAGACAACAACAAAAGCGAAAGUUUUAUUGAGUGCGUACAUGUGUUGUUGUGUGUGAGUGUUUGUGCGAAAAAUGGUGGAUAAAUAUUACCAAUAAUAAAUGCAAAUUCAAAUGCAAAUCUUCGCCAAUGAAAAGGGUGUCUCUGCAAAAAUUGCUUGAUAAAUUAUAAAUGCAGGGAGUGGCCGGAUAAGUUGGAUUUUUUCGGCUAAACUUCAAGGCACAGAAGCAGCGACGAAAUGUGGAUACCUUCGAACAACAAAUACGGAGUUGCCAUCCACAACUGGCAUGGCGAUGUCCGGUUUGGUUUGGCCCUGGACGUCGGUGAUUCCGUGGACAUUGUGGAGGAGUGCAAAUUCUGGUAUCGCGGCUCCUGUCCCCGAAAAUCUCGGGCAGUGGGUCUCUUCCCCAAAUCCUACAUACACAUCAAGGACCUGUCGAAAGUCGAUCCUGUGGUCGCCGAAUGUACACAGGUCCUGCGAGAAUGGUCGGAGAUCUGGAAGAGGCUUUAUGUGGAUCGUGAGGCCUACAAGUUCCAAACCCUGCGAAAGGUUAUGUUUUCCAUAUUGGAAAGUCGACGGGAACUCCUGAGUGCCACCAUGACUCAGGAUCAGACCCUGGAGCUUCAGAUGGUUGUGGUUUCGAAAAUAGAUUGGGGCAAUCGCAAACUGGGUCUGGACUUGGUGCCUAGAGAGGGACCUCUGGCAGUGGAUCCACAUGGGAUCGGCAUCGUAAAGUUGUACAAUGUCCACGUGAGCAGUGCUGAUAAUGCCAAGGCCUCAUCGAGUCGAGGAACUUUGAGGCGUAAGACGCAGAGAAAGAUCCUCACCCAUCAUCUUUACUUUUGUAUGCGCGAUUUUGGCCAUCGGAUAGGUGGCGAUGAUGCAGAGGUUUAUUUCUUCCUCUAUGAUGGAAGUCACAUGCGACCGCUGUCCGAAAGGUUUCUGGUCAAGAUCUCCAAAGACGGUUUCUCCAACUACAUUGAAAGGUUGCACAGCAACUGCACGGUGUUUACUGAUCUGGGCGCCGCUGAUCUCAAUGAGGAUCUUCAUCUGGUGGCAGUGGUCAUGCGUGUGGGCAAGAUUAUCCAAUCGGACUCCAUUAAGAAGAUCGAGAAGAGUGGCACGCUUGGUCAUGGACCAACCUUCCGUCGACCAUUUGGCGUGGGUGUACUUUCGCUGAGCGACAUAGCCCAAUUUGAUAGCAGUCUGGAACAGUCCUCCGAUGAGCGGGAGUAUAGCUUCAAGCUGUUCCAGAGCGAGGAAAAGGAUUUCCACCUGCUGCCCGAGCUGAUCAUCAAGAAGUCGAGUGGAAAGUACUCGCCCAUCCAGACGAGUCAGGGAACUCAGGGAAUUGUGGUGUCCCUAAAACUCUUGCAUGGUGGGUUGGGUCAGGCUCGACAGGAACAGCCGCUACUCUUCCAGGGCUCCACUAUAACCAGAAAGAUGGGUUUCCCGGAUGUGAUCAUGCCCGGAGAUGUACGUAACGAUCUCUUCCUCACCCUGGAGCGUGGAGAGUUUGAGCGCGGUGGAAAGAAUACGGGGAAAAAUAUCCUCGUCACGGUUGUGGUGCUCGAUGUGACGGGCAAUGUUCUGACCGAAUGCUUGUGGGGUGCCUCUGGCAUGGACUCGCAGCCGCAAUUCAGAUCCAUGAUCCUAUAUCACCAGAAUGCUCCUAGUUGGAACGAGAUGCUGCGCCUCAGUGUGCCCAUCGACAAGUUUUCCACGGCCCAUGUGAGAUUCGAAUUCAGGCACUGCUCGACGAGGGAUAAGACGGAACCAAAACUGUUUGCCUUCAGCUUUGCCAGACUGAUGGACACCGGAGGAGCCACUCUAGGUGAUGGCCAGCACGAGUUGUAUGUUUACAAGUGCGAGGAUCCCGCAAAGCUUCAGGCAUCCAACUAUCUGCGGUUGCAGUGCAGACCACGGGAUGCACAGGCCAAGAUGGAUUGUGGCGGCUGCUUCAGUCGCAGCUCCAAGGAGGUGUUCGUCUUGCGCUCCCUGCUCUGCUCCACGAAACUGACCCAGAAUGCGGACCUUCUGUCCCUUCUGCAAUGGCGUACAUAUCCCGAAACGAUCCAGGAUUCACUGACGGGAGUCCUGCGAUUGAAUAACGAAGAGUUGGUCAAGUUCCUGCAGGAUGUGCUAGAUGCCUUGUUUGCCAUGUUCUCGAACGAGGAAGGCAACAGUACUCAGCACUCUGGACUGGUCUUCCAUGUCCUGGUGAGCAUCUUCAGCCUGCUGCAGAGCAACAAGUUCCAACACUUUCGUCCGGUGAUGACCGAGUAUAUUGAGAAUCACUUUGCGGCCGCUUUGGUUUAUAAGGGACUCAUUACCUCCGUAGAGCACAUGGCCGUGUUUAUGACCAAGGCAGAGCACCCCGAUCCCUUUCAGAAAUGUUUUGGUUCCCUGGAGUAUAUAUUCAAGCUGUUAAUUCAGUCGAGGAAGCUCUUUGCAAGGGCUACAGGUGGGCAGUAUGAGGACUCAUUCCGAAGAGAUCUCCACUCCCUUUUCACGGCCCUUAAUGGAAUGCUGGCUGUACCAUCGUACGAUGUAAUUAUUCCUACCCAGGAGGCCCUGCUUAAUUCGACGGGAGUGGUGCUGGAGCAGCUGAAGGACACGCUGCCAGCUCCGGAGUUGGGCAUGCUGGCGAGGAAUAUGUUAGAUGCCAUUCCCCGGGGAGCUCCCAUUCGGCUAAUUCAGGCGAAACUACAUGCUGUCAAGGAUCUCGUGUCUGGGGAGUUAUUCCAUGAGGAUGAUUCUCGGACUGUUGUCCUAUCUGUGGCCUGCAAGCACCUGCGCAUGCAUCUCAGUCGCCGUGAUGAACUGCGUCUGUGUGCCGAGAUUUUGUCAGAGAUUCUUAGCCAACUGUACGAUCUGCAGAAGGAGCAGCGCGACAAGGUGACCAACACUCUUCAGCAUGAUCUGGACUCGCUAUGCAAGAAUAUACUGGGCAUACUGAUCCGUACUAUCAGCAUUAUAAUGGAGGGAUCGAAUGCAGUGCUGCCUCAGUUGGUGUCUUGUCUUCUGGGGUUGUUGCAGCUGCUAGACGAGACCCAUUACAAGCGGUACUGGGACGAGCUGAGUCCCAACAAAGAUCCCCGUGAUCUAAAGGAGUUCCUGAGCAAAUCCCUGCUAGUAUAUGAAGAGCUGUUGACCCAGGACUGGCACGUGUUUCCCAACGACUGGCUUGUGAUGAAGCUGGCCGCCAACGAUGUGCUGCGAAUGUCGCUGGAGGAGUUCGCCAAGCCACUGGUCUACAGAUUCUUGGGGCCCCAGGCCUUCGACUCGCAACUGUGGUGGAGCUAUUUUAGUCUGGCUGUUGCCUUUCUGACACAGCCCUCCCUGCAGUUGGAGCAAUACAGAGAGCCCAAGCGGCUAAAGAUACUUCAUUCGCAUGGGGACAUGCGGGUGCUCAUGGGCUUCCAGAUACUCAGCAUGUGGUCGCAGCUGGGCGAGCAAAAGCUGCACUUUAUUCCCUCGAUGGUGGGUCCGUUCCUGGAGGUCACAUUGGUACCAGAGCCAGCAUUGCGAAAGGCCACUCUCUCUGUCUUUUACGACAUGAUGCAGUGUGAGCAGGCUGCCCGUGGUUCAUUCCGGCUGGUUGAGAGCGAGCUGAUUGACAAACUGGACCUGCUCAUCAGCGAGAACAAGGGUGACGACGAGUACAGGGAGCUAUUCAGCACCAUGGAACAUCUCAGCUUUGUUUUGCUGGAAAAAGUCCAAGUGGAGAACCCCAACUGGAAGGAUGCUGGCAUAGCUUUCAUAGCCUCAGUCACCCGACUCUUGGAGCGGCUUUUGGACUAUCGCAGCGUCAUGCAGGGAGAGGAAAAUCGGGAUAAGCGCAUGACCUGCACUGUUAAUCUUCUUAAUUUCUACAAAAAGGAAAUCAAUCGAAAGGAAAUGUAUUUAAGAUACAUUUACAAGUUGCAUAACCUGCACUUGCAAGCCGAGAACUACACAGAGGCUGGCUUUACCCUGAAACUAUAUGCCUCCAUGCUGAGUUGGGAUCGGGAAACCCAGAGCUUUGCGCCCUUUGACAACAGUGGUCAACCAGAGUGGCAGCGUAAGGAGCGACUUUAUCAUGAGAUCCUUAAAUACUUUGACAAGGGCAAGUGCUGGGAGAAAGGCAUUCCGUUGUGCAAGGAACUGGCUCAGCUCUAUGAAACACGACGCUUUGACUACAACAAAUUGAGCGAAAUACUCAUUCAGGAGGCCAAGUUCUUCCAGAAUAUCCUUACUCAAUUGCGACCGGAGCCGGAAUACUUCCGAGUGGGAUUCUACGGCAUGGGAUUGCCGCUUUUUGUUCGGAACAAACAAUUUGUCUACCGUGGACUGGAGUACGAGAGAAUCGGAGCCUUUACCCAGCGUUUGCAAACAGAGUUUCCCAGUGCGCAGAUCCUAGGCAACAACAGUCCACCGGAUAAUGCAAUUCUAAAUGCUCCAGAGCAGUACAUACAGAUCAGCAACGUUAGGCCAGUUGGAGAUGCGCAGGCCCUGAAGACCGCAAUGGUUCCGGUGCCAGAAAAGAUAGCCCGUUUUUAUGAGGUCAACGAUGUGACUCGGUUUAUCUACGAUCGUCCCAUGUACAAGGGAACCGUCGACAAGGACAAUGAGUUCAAGUCGUUGUGGAUAGAGCGAACAAUCCUUGAGAUUGCUAGUCCCCUGCCAGGAAUCCUACGCUGGUACGAGGUGAAACAGAAGACAAUGCAGGAGCUGACGCCGGUGGAGUACGCCUGCGAGAUAAUCAGCAAUGCUGGCAAGGAACUCUCCGAGUUGAUUGUGCAAUACAAACGGGAUCCGAAGAGAAAUAUUAAUCCCUUCUCCAUGCGUCUGCAGGGCACAAUCGAUGCCAAUGUAAUGGGCGGUAUUAGCAAGUAUCAAGAGGCCUUCUUCUCCGAGCAGUUCCUCAAAUCGCCUCAAGGUGCUGGCCAGCAAGCAAAUGUUCAGCGCCUAAAGGUUUUGAUCUUGGAGCAAAUACAGAUUCUGGAGCAGGCCCUCGAGCUGCACGGCCAGUUGGCGCCUAGUGGUGUGCAACCUUUGCAUAAUCGUCUUUUGGAACGCUUUUCACAACUAAAGCAGAGUUUAUCCGGCAUGGGAAGGCUGAAACGACAGCACUCAGAGAGCAUUGUGAACACUCCGUUGCCACCUUUGCCCACGGAGCAGCGAGCAGCCCCGGCAACAGCUUCCUCCAGCUUGAAUGCAAAUUCGCAUGCCAACUAUGUGUAUGAUUUGGACGAGAUCUACACGAGACCGGGAGACACUUUACGACCCGUGGACCCUCUCAGUUCUUAUCAAACACUAAGUAAAGAGAGCCUCAGUAUUCCUCUGGAAGAUAGUGCAGCUCCACCGGUACCAAAUCGCCCACGUUCGCAGAACUUUGUGGGAAAUGGAUCCAUGGAUAGCCCUGAAGUUCCACCCAAGCGACAGCCAACGGUGAAUUCUCCCAAUGCCCCACCGUUGCCCCCACGAGGAAUUACGCCGGAUAAGAGAGCAUCGAAUCCUUUGAUUUUUAAUGACUUUGGCACCGGUGAUGGAGUGGGACGUCGACACUCUCAACAACAGCAGCAUCAUGGUCAGAAAUACUCCGUAGUUGAUAUAAGUUACGAUGAUCCUGAGGCCGAUCAGCAACCGCAUUCGCUACCUCCGAACUUCCAGGAUGGAAGUGGGGGACACUUGAGCGUAUGCUUUGCACCAAAUGAUUUCCGGGACUCCGGCAUCUCGACGACAAGCUCUAGGGAACUAAAUCACAUGAAUCUCAACAACCUCAGCGAAGACUCAUCAUCGAUUUCGGCCAUCACAGUGCAGCAUCGGGAGCACUGUCGCAUCAGCAGCAAUGGAAGCUUGGAUUAUAAUGCCAGCGCUUCUAUGAAUAUUACACAGCGCGAGAGUUCGACUAGUUCGUUCGACGUGGAGGAUUUUCCAGUGCCACCGCCGCCGAUUCCGCCGAAGUCAUUGGCCGUGUCGAGCAACGGGGUGACCGUUGGAGGCGAUGAGGCGCAUUCACCGCAUCCCAGCACACAAGCGCACAACACACAACUCAAUCACAAUCAGAAUCAAAAUCAUUCCACAAACACUCACCAUCAUCAUCAGCAGCAGAAUGGAGAUGGCGAUGGUUAUAGCUCUCUGCAGCACCAGGUCAACGGGCUGGGUUUAGCUACUCUGCCUCCACCGCCUGCUGCUGUCGAAGCUCCUCUGCCGGCAUCCGCAAUUGCUUCAUCUUCAUCUAGUCAUCAGCACGAUGGCGGCACUUUUUGAGUUACAAUAUGUCGCUGCCAUCAUCCACCCGAUCAGCCUCAUCAGCCACAUAAGCCAUCCUCAUCCACAUCGACUUCGGACAGUACGGCCACGGAUACAGCUUCGGAAUCUACGGAGUCCAGUUCGUCUACGCACUCGAUGACGCCGCCACCGCCUCCUCCGCCGCCGCCGUCAUCAUUCAGUCAGUUCCAUACGCAGCUGGCAGCUACACCUCACUACUGCCAGGACUGUCUGUCCUCGCCAUCGCCACCGCCCACGAUCAUCACAGAGCAGGCACAAGUGCAUGCCACGCCUGGACUGGCAACGCCGCAGCCACACAUUGAGCACUGCUCCUGUGGACUAAGUUUCUCGGUGAUGCAGGAUCAGCAAGAUCAGAUUGCUCCGAGGCUGCUUACCUCCAGGUUCUCGACGCUGGAGAGACAGUCCGAUGGCUUUCAGGUGGAACAGGUUACCGGCUGCCAGCAUCAUCAUCACCAACAGAGUCCGCUCUAUCAUCUACCCCAAGGCAGCCAGGAUGCACAUGCUCAGACGGAUUUCACCUACGCGCAGCGCUAAAAGUUAGAUCCAUAGACCAAGUGAAGGAGUCCUCGCGACCCACAGAGAGUGAGAUUGAAUUUCGCUUAGUUAUUAAUAUUAUUUUGUACCUUUGUUUUUAGAAAUGCUCUCUUUUUAAACUACUUUUACUCAAAUUAUUUUUGGUGCCAAAUUUUUGCUGCAAGUCCAAAGCGCAAUAUAAACAAAUGUUGUAAUGAUAUAGGUUGCUUAAACAAUUUUAUUAAUUUUAAUAUUAAUUUAAUUUUAUAUCUGUAUUUAUACGGGGAAUUGUCGCUAAAGUUACUAAGAGGAAUAUUUUAUUAAGAGAAUAAAGAGGAAAACAAUUUUUAUAACGAACGAGAAUAUCAAACACUAAAACCAAAAUACAGAACGCUAAUCAAAAGAAGGUCAACGCAAAGUAUAUAUACACUGAAAACAAAGCAGGACACCGACAAAAUGUGCAAUGCAGUUUUUACUUUAACGAACAUAGCCAUAUACAGAACAUUAUAGAUAUAUACACGACUACUACAGAUAUACAUAUAUGUGCGAAAAGCAAUUAGGAAUUUUAAAGUGCUACUAGCUUCAUAACGAAUCAGAUAAGUUUUCCAUUUUUGUAAAUUUUUUAAAUAAACGUAUUUAUAUAGAGUCUUCGUGCAUGUAUGUAUCUGAAUAUACUUUAAAACGCGCAGCAAUCAAAAGCGUUAAACUCGUAUUAAAACAAACUAAUCAUAAACUACAACUAGUCAACAACUCGAAUAAACAUUGAUUAUUACAAAAGGAAAGUAUAAACAUAUUGUCUAUAAAUGCAUGGCGCGAAUAUAUGAAUUUACUAAAGAAUUUAAUAAAGUAUAAACACAAAAA